Messenger RNA from Lethenteron reissneri (Far Eastern brook lamprey), 21783 nucleotides. Its product is annotated as plectin-like. Lineage: Eukaryota; Metazoa; Chordata; Hyperoartia; Petromyzontiformes; Petromyzontidae. Gene Ontology annotation, molecular function: structural constituent of cytoskeleton; structural constituent of muscle; cadherin binding. Gene Ontology annotation, biological process: intermediate filament cytoskeleton organization; hemidesmosome assembly; wound healing. The record is from RefSeq and is a predicted model, not a curated record. Gene Ontology annotation, cellular component: cytoskeleton; intermediate filament; focal adhesion.
CAGAUUUCCUUCGGUUUCACGCAUUCCUGAGCAAUCGCGGAGACGUUGCAUCGUAAGGCGUGUACAGUCGUGGUUGUCAGCCUGGGCUGUCACAAGCGUUUGAAUGGAUCGCGGCAGAUGCCACUCCCAGCAGUUUGUUGUCGCUCGUAGGCAGAACUUUUGAGGGUUGAAUGUUUGAAUGCAGGCGGCGUUUUGUAUGAAAGUUAGUUUUGAAAGAGCUGGUGGGGCAUUUAAAGCAGUUCGCUGCUCGAGUGCUGAACUUUUCAUUGAAGAAGUACAAGUUGUAAAGAGGGAUUUUUUUUUAAAUAAAUAAACUCAUCGACACAGAAGUAUAAGCGACGCAAAUUUCACCCACGCUAAAUUCCACCGACAGUCAUUGUUCUCAAAAUUCAACAUUUUCUACCGAAACAAACGUAGAUUUUUUUUCAUUUUGAGAAACCCAGCAAUUGCUUUCCAGUUGAUUGGCCCCAGCAACUCAAACCAUCUCAUUCAACAUGGCUGCUGGAAUGCUCAUGCCUUUGGACAAGCUGAGGUCCAUCUACGAGGCCCUCUUCCGCGAUGGGGUCAUGGUGGCCAAGAAGGACCGCCGGCCCGACAGCAUCCACCAGGAGCUCGUCGGGGUCACCAACCUCCAGGUGUCGCGCGCCAUGGCCUCGCUCGAGUCGCGCGGCUUCGUGCGGGAGACCUUCACGUGGCGCCACCACUACUGGUACCUGUCCAACGAGGGCAUCGGUUACCUGCGAGACUACCUGCACCUGCCGCCCGAGAUUGUGCCCGUGACGCUGCACCGCGUCCGUCAGCCGCUGCCGGCCUCCCUCCCGGGCCGUCGGCCGCAGACCGGGCCGCUGGGCGCCGGACGGGGACGGGGCACGGCCAAGGCCUACGGAGGGGACGACCGCGAGAACUACCGCUCGGGCACGCAGGCCCAAGCGCAGGCAAGGGCCAUCCCCGAGGGGAAGGACGGAGGGGCGAGCGUGAGGAAGGUGGAGAGCGCCGGGCUCGGCUCCGCGCAGAGCUUUGAGUUCCGGGGCGGCUACGCACGCCCGGGCCGUGCCAGCCUGCCACCCGCAAAGGCGGUGGAGGAUGACGAUGAGCGUGAGCGCGUGCAGAAGAAGACCUUCACAAAGUGGGUCAACAGUCACCUGAUCAAGUCCAAGCGACAGGUGAACGACCUGUACGAAGACCUGCGCGAUGGACACAACCUCAUCUCGCUGCUGGAGCUGCUGUCCGGGGAGAUGCUGCCCAGGGAGAGAGGCAGCAUGCUGGUGCACAAGAUGCAGAACAUCAAGAUCGCCCUGGACUUCAUGCAAAGACGCCAAAUCAAGCUGGUGAACAUCCGUAGCGAUGACAUCGCAGAGGGAAACCCCAAGCUCACCCUGGGGCUCAUCUGGACCAUCAUCCUUCACUUCCAGGUGUCUGACAUCCAGGUGGGGGAGCAGCAUCGGGACCUGGGCGCGAAGGAGCGCCUCCUGCUGUGGGUGCGUCGCGUUGUGCAGGAGUACCCGGACUUGCGCUGCGACAACUUCACGACUUCGUGGCGCGACGGCAGACUCUUCAACGCCAUCAUCCACCGCCACCGACCCGACCUCCUGGACAUGAAGAAGGUCUACCAGCAGAACAAUCAGCAGAACUUGGAGCAGGCCUUCAGCCUGGCCGAGCAGAACCUGCGAGUCCCACGCCUGCUUGACACCGAAGAUGUCGAUGUGAAAUCUCCUGAAGAGAAGUCGGUGGUGACUUACGUGGCCGCCCUUUACGAGGCCUUCCCGAAGAUCCCAGCGGAUGGCAUCACGAUCUACGAGGUUGACAAGAAAUGGAAGGAGUACGAAACCAAGAUCAGCUUCCUGCUCUCCUGGAUCAAGGAGAAGAUGCAGAAAGUGGAGAGCCAGGGCAGCACCAUGAGCCAAGAGGAGCUCAAGGAUUUCCAGAUUCUGUUGCUGCAGCUGAAGGAGAAAGACAUUCCCGGCAGAGACGGGGAAAAAGCCAGCAUCGAGAAACUGUACAAGGCAUUGCAGGUUUGGAUCAAUUUUGGUCGGAUAAAGGUGGCCCCUGGUCAGUCCCCGGCAGAUGUGGAAAAGGAACUGGGGAAGUUGGUCAAGGUCAUCCAAGCGGGGGAGAUGAAGGCUCAGCAGGAAGCCUCCAGGCUCGGCAAAUUCGCCGCUGCAUCUAAGCCUGCUGCUGGCCCCGUGGACGAGAUAAAGGUCAUCCAGGCACAGUCAGUGCAGGCACCGCUGAUGCAGUUCCAAGAGCAAGUCAAGAUCCCGGCCGAUAUUGCGACCAAAGCCAAGGCGGCACAAGCGGAGGCCAAGGCGAAGGCUCAGCGAGAGGCCAAGGAGAGGGAAAGAGUUGACCAAGAAGCCAGGGCGUUGGCAGAAGCCAUAGGAAGGGAACAACUAGAAGCCAAGGCAAAGGAGGCGGAGGCUCGAGCCAAAGCCCAGGAGGAGGCAAAAGCAAAGGCAAAGGCUGAGCAGGAGGCUAAAGAAAGAGCCAAAGCUGAGGCGCAAGCCAAGGAGGCUGCAGCAAAGGAGGCGCAAGCCAAGGAGGCGCAAGCCAAGGAGGCGCAAGCCAAGGAGGCGGCCGCUAAAGCCAAAGCUGAAGAAGAGGCAAGGGCCAAGGCAAAGGCUGAACAGGAGGCAAAGGACAAGGCCAAGGCCGAGGCUGCAGCAAAGGAGGCUGCAGCCAAGGAGGCGGCCGCUAAAGCCAAAGCUGAAGAAGAGGCAAGGGCCAAGGCAAAGGCUGAACAGGAGGCAAAGGACAAGGCCAAGGCCGAGGCUGCAGCAAAGGAGGCUGCAGCCAAGGAGGCGGCCGCUAAAGCCAAAGCUGAAGAAGAGGCAAGGGCCAAGGCAAAGGCUGAACAGGAGGCAAAGGACAAGGCCAAGGCCGAGGCUGCAGCAAAGGAGGCUGCAGCCAAGGAGGCGGCCGCUAAAGCCAAAGCUGAAGAAGAGGCAAGGGCCAAGGCAAAGGCUGAACAGGAGGCAAAGGACAAGGCCAAGGCCGAGGCUGCAGCAAAGGAGGCUGCAGCCAAGGAGGUGGCCGCUAAAGCCAAAGCUGAAGAAGAGGCAAGGGCCAAGGCAAAGGCUGAACAGGAGGCAAAGGAAAAGGCUAAGGCCGAGGCUGCAGCAAAGGAGGCCGCCGCUAAAGCCAAAGCUGAGGAGGAGGCAAGGGCCAAGGCAAAGGCUGAACAGGAGGCAAAGGAAAAGGCCAAGGCCGAGGCUGCAGCAAAGGAGGCGCAAGCCAAGGAGGCAGAGGCUAAAGCCAAGGCCCAAGAGGAGGCCAGAGCCAAGGCGAAGGCAGAAGCUCUGGCUAAGGUGCAGGAAGAGGAAAAGGUCAGGUUGAUAGCUCAGCAGCAGACCAAGGUUAGGUUCCAAGCCGAUGCUGCAGCGAAGGCAUUAGCGGACUCCAUUGCCAAGCAGCAAGAGGAGGCCAGGGCUAAGGAGGCCGAGGCCAAGGAAAGGGAAGCGGUGAAAGCGAAGGAAGCAGAAGAAGCGAGGCUGCGGGCGGAAGCGGAGGCACGGGCGCUGGCAGAGUCCCUGAGCAAGGCCCAGGCUGAGGCUAAAGCCGAGGCGGAGGCUGACCAAAAGCUUAACUUCAUCAAGGACCUCAUGGCCCUCAUGGAGGAAAAACAGAUGGAGAUUGAGAGUGCCGACUGGGGGAUAGACCUCUCCUCCGUUGGGGCCAACUUGCAGAGCCACAAGAAUCUCCACCAGGUCCUGGAGGGCCUGAACACCAAAGUUGUGGAGGCCCAGGCUUAUGAGAGUAAAGUUCCAGCAAGCCGUAAGAAGAAUUACACAGACAGUUUGGCAGCGCUAACGGCUACUUAUAAUAAGUCACUUGCCGCGUCAGGGGCUCGCUCCACACGACUGCAAGAGCUGCUCGCCUUCUUGGCUCCGGCUGAGGCCGAGCUGGCGUGGGCCAAGGGCCAGGAGACGGAGCAGCUGGAACGCGACUGGAGCGACAAGAACGCCGACAUGGAGGCUCAGAGGAAGAGCCUUGACGCAUCGCAGAAGAAGCUGAACGAAAAGCAACCCAUUUUUGCGGACAUCAAGAAGCUGGGAGAAAAGCUGUUGUCAGAUAAGCACCCUGCCAAGUCUACUAUUGAGGCUUCCCUCGAGGGAAUCGGCGCCCAGUGGGCCUGGCUGACGCAGCUCGGCGCCUGCGGGGAAACUCACCUGCAAGAGAACGCCGCUUAUUUCCAGUUCUUCCGCGACGUGGACGACACCGGCAAGGAACUGAGCGCCGUGCGGGAUUCGCUGAACCAGGCGUACGCGUGCGAUGCCUCCACCGACGUGCCCCGCCUUGAGAGCCUGCUCCAGCAGACGCACACGGAGCAGCGCUUGGUGCCUCUGAAGGGGAAGGUGCACGAGCUGGUGGGAAGGUCCCAGUCGGUGCUCAAUCUAAAGCCACGAAGGCCCGGCCACACCCUGAAGGACCCUGUCACCGUCACGGCCAUCACAGACUACACACAGCCUGAGGUGACGGUGAAGAAGGAUCAGGAGUACGAGCUGAAGGACAACUCGGACGCGACGCGGUGGCGCGUGGCAAGCGUCGGCAGGAAGGACGCGACCGUGCCCUCCGUGUGCUUCGUGCUGCCUUCGCCGAACCCGGACGCUUUGCAGGCUGCGGAGCGACUAAGACAGCAGCACAAGGAUCUUCUCGCAGCCUGGAACGGCAAGACGGCAGAUCUGCGCAGCUUAUUGGCCUGGCACCACCUGCUGCAGUACACCAAGAUCAUCCGUGCUUGGGACCUCCCCACGCUGAAGAAGCUGGCACUGGGACAGAAGGAGGAGGCGCUGAAGGAGCUGGAGCGCCGUCGGCAGGCCUUCCUGGAGGAGCGCACCACCUCGCAGGCGCCUGGCGAUGCCGAGACGGCGCAGGCCGAGGCGGAGGUGUCUACCUGCAAGCAGCACGUGGCGCAGCUUGAGGCCAGCAUGCACAGCGAGGAGCAGAGCGAGGCAGCGUGCGCUCGCUGCGUGGCGGCGCUGAGAGACCUCCGCGGGCGGCUGGGAGAGAAGGAGGAGCGCGUGGCGGCCGGGUGCCAGGGAGGCCUGCAGGGAGACCACGAGCAGCACAGCGUCGCUCGCGUCGCACAGCACGAGGAUCUGCAGAAGGAGCUGGAGGCGCUGGCCGGGGAGCUGGAGCAGCUGGAGCACGAGGGGGCCGCGCUGCUGGCGCUGAGCCCCGCGCCACCCAGCAGCGGCGCCCUGCGCUCCGAGCUGCCGCUCGCCACCCAGCAGAGGGAGCGCACCUACACCCUGCUGCUGCUGCUCGUCCAACGGUUGCGCGCCAUGGGAGAGGUGGUGAGCUCCAGCCGGGACUCCGAGCGCUGCCUCGGAGCCCUGGAGGUGAAACUGGCCCAGGAGCCCGGGGCUGUGACGGACCCCGACGCCCUCAACGCCUCCGUCAAGAACCUCAAGGCCCUUGCCGCAGACGCGGCGGAGCCGCUGGGGACCGCGAUGGACGCAGCCGGGGCAGCGCUGCAGCGAGCCGAGGGUGCGGACGGCCCCCUGGCGCAGGCCGCAGGGGGCCACGCGGACCCCGACCUCGCCUCCUACAGGGAGCACGACGCUCGGCUCCGAGGCCGGGCCAAGCAGCUGCAGACGGAGCUCGCCGCCAGGCUGGGUGACCUGGAGGCACUGUCCAAGAAAACGGCUAAGUUCCAUGAGAUCCAUCUUUGGCUCGUGCAGCUGCUGGAGCGGAGUGGUGAGAAGCAGAAGGGCCUUCUCGCUGCAGAUAAACCAGACUCUCAGAGCGUCACUCUGCUGCUGGAACAACAAAAGGCGCUGGUUGACGAGCUGGAGAAAGCGCAAAAGAAGGUGAAUGAGUGCAGGAAGAGUGCAGAAGAAUGUGCAUCCCACGUGCAGACAUACGACACGAGAGUGUCGGCGUAUCGGACUUCCAUCGAGAAGCAGCUGAAGACACCGGCGCAGUGGCCGGCCGGCUCAAACGUGGCCGACGAUUUGAACAAAGAGACGUCAGACCUGGUGGGCAGAUACAGCACAAUACUGGGCCAUGCCAAGCAGCAAGUGGGCUCCCUGAGCGAAGACCUCAAGCGCAUUCAAGACGCUGAACAGGCUACAGCACAGCUGAACAGUCAGAGUCAAGAGGAGAAACUUGAAGAGACAUUGAAAAAUGCAAAAGUUCCACAGACUUUCAAAGGCCGCCACUGGACCAUAUGGGAACUCCUACACUCAAAUUACUUCACCGAUGAAGAGAAGAAAAUGUUCCUGGUUGACUUCCAGUCUGGGAAAAGAACAAUGGAUGAGUAUUACAUCUACAUCCUUCAGUUCCUGCAACAAAAGGAGAAGCAGCGUAAGAAAAAAGAGAUUACAUUCAGUGGCCUUCGCCAGGAAGUUACACUUGAAGAGCUCGUAGAAUCUGAAAUCAUCGACGAAAACACAGCCGGGCAGCUCAUAGAAGGGACAAAGUCAGUGACUGAUGUUUCACCGUCCAUUGAAAGAUAUCUAGGGGGUGGAAGAAGCAUCGCAGGACUCUAUGUCGAAGCCACAAAAGAAAAAAUGCCAAUAGAUGCGGCAAUAAAGAAGAACCUGCUCACUUUGGGGACAGGAAUGGUAUUGCUGGAGGCUCAAGCAGCGACGGGUUCUAUGAUUGAUCCACUCAACAAUACGAAGCUGUCUGUAGAUGAAGCUGUCCAGAAGGGUCUUGUGAGUCCAGAAUAUCAAGAGAAACUAAAGUUGGCAGAGCGCGCAGUCACAGGUUACACGGACCCGAUCACGAAAAAAACCAUCUCGUUAUUUGAAGCGAUGGAGAAGGAAAUUAUCUUGAAGCAACAUGGAAUCCGUAUUCUUGAAGCUCAAAUUGCCACGGGAGGAAUAAUUGAUCCCCAGAACAGCCACAGACUUCCUAUUGAGGUCGCCUACAAAAGGGGCCUCUUUGAUAAAAAAUUGCACGCCACUUUAUUGGAUCCGAGUGAUGACACGAAGGGAUUCUUUGAUCCAAACACGAGCAAAAAUCUUACGUACUUGCAGCUCAUGAAAACUUGCAUAACAGAUCCAGACACAGGCCUAUGUCUGCUUCCACUCAAAGUCCAUAAAGUCAAAGAUGUUGGAGACAAGGCCACCCUCGAAGCAGUUGUACAGGGGACCCAGCAGCUCCAGACAGCCACACAUGAAAACAUUAAAGAAACACUAAAGACAACCAAUGUGGAUAUAACAAUAAAAGGCUCACCUGUAAAGAAAAUGACUUUGGAAGAGAUAUUUGCAAGUGACCUGAUCUCAGAUGAAGACAAAGACAGAUUAAUGAAAGAUUUCACAUCGGGUAAGAUCACGAUUCAAGAGUGGAUUCAGCUCAUUAUAAUGUUCAUUAAAAGACGAGAAGACCAGAAGGCUAGAGAAGAGGCAGUCAAGGAGAAAGUUGAAGAUGCCGUUGCACCUGUUCCUGCUAAGAAAUUAGAACAUGCAGUUAUAUCGGAAAAGCAGCUUUCAGAAAACUUCCAGAAAGCAACAGUUGAACUUCCUUUCGGAGGACACGGUGACAAAAAGUUAUCAGUUGCAGAAAUCUUCCAAAGUGGUAUGAUUGAUGAAGACAACAAGAAGAAAUUGGUCGAGGACUAUAAGUUAGGAAAGAUUACAUUCGAACAACUAAUUAUUUACAUCAUUGAGAUAAUACAAUUCAAGAGAAAACCACAAAAAUAUGAAUCGGCUCCAAUUCCAGAGCCUGCAGAGCAACAGAUAGCUGAGAGUCUUAAAACCACAAUUGACAUUCACUUCGGAAGAUUUGCUGGGAAGAAGCCAUCCAUUGAAGACAUAUUCAAAAGUGGAUUGGUCAAUGAAGGACAGAAAAAGCAACUGUUAGAGGACUACAAGCUUGGCAAUAUCACCAUGGAGCAAUUAAUAAUGUACAUUGUGCAAAUAAUUCAGCAAGCUGAGGCGAGUCAACGAAAGCCAGAAAAAGAAACGGACAAAACCAUCCCACAAACUGAGCUGAGGCCAGAUGUACCUACACCAGCGGUUGGGGUUCCGCAAAAGGAGGGUCCGCACAUUUCCUCUGAAGAACUGGCCGUGGAAAAUCUAAAAAAGACAACUUUGGACUUACCAUUUGGAAGUUUAGCUGGCAAAAAGUACACAUUGCAAGAGAUAUUUGACGGGGACCUCAUUGAUAAGCACAAGAAGGACCAGCUGAUGAGAGACUACAAGUCUGGAAAAAUUUCACUGGAGGAGCUAAUGAUAUUUAUCAUUGAAAUAAUUCGUCUGAAAGAAAGGGAAAAGACAAAGAAGUCCAUCACAUUCCAUGGUAUUCGCACUGAUGUGACAGUCGAUGAGCUGGUCAGAUCUGGUUUGCUGAAAGAAGACGUUGCCAAUCAGCUUGCAGAUGGUCUUAUUACACAGGAUGAAGUUCAAAAGCAAGUUGGAGGUUAUCUCGGGGGUAGUAGUGCAAUUGCAGGUCUGUAUAUUGAGGGAACAAAGGAAACCAUUUCUUUGUAUGAUGGCUUCAAGAGAAAUUUGAUAAAAACUGGAACGGGGCUUGUAUUGUUAGAAGCACAAGCAGCUAGUGGAUUUAUCAUAGAUCCAGUGAAGAAUGAGAAAUUGUCUGUUGAAGAAGCUGUUCAGAAAGGAGUCGUGGGUCCAGAAUACAAAGACAAGCUUCUUUCUGCAGAGCGUGCAGUGACAGGAUACAAGGAUAAAUUCUCUGGUGCAACAUUUUCUGUGUUUCAGGCCAUGCAAAAUAAACAGAUUUUAAAACAACAUGGAAUUCGACUCCUUGAAGCUCAGAUUGCUACAGGAGGCAUCAUCGACCCCCAGGCCAGCCAUAGACUUCCCGUGGAAGCGGCGUACAAGAGAGGACUCUUUGAUGAGGAAAUGAACCAGAUAUUAUCUGACCCCAGCGAUGACACCAAAGGCUUUUUUGAUCCCAACACAGAAGAAAAUCUGACGUACAUGGAACAAAUGCAGCGUUGCAUCAUCGACCCAGUCACCGGUCUCACUCUUCUUCCAAUAAAAGAGAAAAAAGGAAAGAAAGCAGAGAAGAAGGUUCCCACCCAGAAAGAAGUUGCCAAGGCCACAGAUGAAGCUAAAAAACUUGCGGCUGCACCAGUCCCCAAAGCUGAAAAACAAGAAGAUGUGGAGGCCCUCAAGAAGACGACAGUUAACAUCCAGCUCGGGAGAUUUGCUGGAAAAAAUCCAUCACUAAAUGAGCUCUUCCAAAGUGGCUUGAUUGCAGAAGAAAAGCGAAACAAAUUGUUGGAGGACUACAAGUCAGGCAGGAUAAGCAAAGACCAACUCAUUCUGUACCUAAUUGAAUUCAUUACUGAAAGUGAACAGCAGAAAUCAAUUGAUGAGCCAGUUCUAAAAGCAGCAGAAAAGGUGGAGAGUGAUCUACCUGAUAGCGAACCACUAAAGCCAACACAGGUCCCUGAAGGAGCUUUGUUAUCAGAUCAGCAAGCAGUUGAAACCUUGAGGAAAACAAACGUUGACUUGCCAUUUGGGAAAUUUGCUGGUAAAAAAUAUACAUUGCAAGACAUUUUUGACAGCGACCUCAUAGACAAAAAGAACAAAGAAUGGUUAUUGAUGGACUUCAAAGCCGGCAAAAUACCCAAAGAACAACUGAUUGUCUUGAUUAUUGAUAUAAUUCAACAGAAAGAAAAGAAGAAGGAUGUUGCCAAGGCCACAGAUGAAGCCCAAAAACUUGCAGCUGCACCAGUCCCCAAAGCUGAAAAGCAAGAAAACGUGGAGGCCCUUAAAAAGACGACAGUUAGCAUCCAGCUCGGGAGAUUUGCUGGUAAAAACCCAUCCCUCGAUGAGCUCUUCCAAAGUGGCUUGAUUGCAGAAGAAAAGAAAAACAAGUUGCUGGAUGAUUACAAAUCGGGCAGGAUAAGCAAAGACCAACUCAUUUUGUACAUAAUUGAAUUCAUUACAACAGCUGAGAGUGAACAGCACAAAACGGAAGAGGCAAGUGAGGAGCCAGUCCUAAAAGCAGCUGAAACGGUACAGAGCGUUCUACCUGAUGGUGUGCCUCUAAAGCCAACAAAAGUUCCGGCAGAAGAACUGCAGGCCAUUGAACGGUUGAAUAAAACAACUGUUGAUUUGCCAUUUGGAAAGUUUGCUGGAAAAAAAUACACAUUACAGGACAUUUUUGACAGUGACCUUGUAGAUGAAGACAAGAAAAAACAGUUGAUGAUAGACUAUAAAACUGGAAAAAUUACCCUUGAACAGCUGAUGUUAUUGAUCAUCGAAAUAAUUCGUCUAAACGAAAGAGAAAAGACAAAGAAGGCCAUCACAUUCCAUGGUAUUCGCACUGAUGUGACAGUCGAUAAUCUGGUCAAAUCAGGAGUGCUCAAGGAAGAUGUUGCCAAUCAGCUUGCAGAUGGUCUCAUUACAAAGGACGACGUUCAAAAGCAAGUCAGAAAGUAUCUUGGUGGCAGUAAUGCCAUUGCGGGUUUAUACAUUGAGAAAACUAAAGAAAAGAUGUCUCUGUACGAUGGCUUAAAGAAAAAGUUGAUCAAACUUGGAACGGGGCUUGUAUUGUUAGAAGCACAAGCAGCUAGUGGCUUCAUCAUAGAUCCGGUGAAAGAUCAGAAAUUGUCCGUUGAAGAAGCUGUUCAGAAAGGAGUUGUGGGUAAAGAGUACCAAGAUAAACUUCUAUCUGCAGAGCGCGCAGUGACAGGAUACAAGGAUCCCUUUUCCAAAGAGACAUUGUCCUUGUUUCAGGCAAUGAAAAAAGAAUUAAUAUUAAAAGCCCACGGAAUUCGACUCCUUGAAGCCCAGAUUGCCACAGGAGGCAUCAUUGACCCCCAGGCCAGCCAUAGACUUCCCGUGGAAGCGGCGUACAAGAGAGGACUCUUUGAUGAGGAAAUGAACCAGAUAUUAUCUGACCCCAGCGAUGACACCAAAGGCUUUUUUGAUCCCAACACAGAAGAAAAUCUGACGUACAUGGAACAAAUGCAGCGUUGCAUCAUCGACCCAGACACCGGUCUCACUCUUCUUCCAAUAAAAGAGAAAAAAGGAAAGAAAGCAGAGAAGAAGGUUCCCACCCAGAAAGAAGUUGCCAAGGCCACAGAUGAAGCUCAAAAACUUGCGGCUGCACCAGUCCCCAAAGCUGAAAAACAAGAAGAUGUGGAGGCCCUCAAGAAGACGACAGUUAACAUCCAGCUCGGGAAAUUUGCUGGAAAAAAUCCAUCACUAAAUGAGCUCUUCCAAAGCGGCUUGAUUGCAGAAGAAAAGCGAAACAAAUUGUUGGAGGACUACAAGUCAGGCAGGAUAAGCAAAGACCAACUCAUUUUGUACAUAAUUGAAUUCAUUACAACCGCUGAGAGUGAACAGCACAAAACGGAAGAGGCAAGUGAGGAGCCAGUCCUAAAAGCAGCUGAAACGGUACAGAGCGUUCUACCUGAUGGUGUGCCUCUAAAGCCAACAAAAGUUCCGGCAGAAGAACUGCAGGCCAUUGAACGGUUGAAGAAAACAACUGUUGAUUUGCCAUUUGGAAAGUUUGCUGGAAAAAAAUACACAUUACAGGACAUUUUUGACAGUGACCUUGUAGAUGAAGACAAGAAAAAACAGUUAAUGAUAGACUAUAAAACUGGAAAAAUUACCCUUGAACAGCUGAUGUUAUUGAUCAUCGAAAUAAUUCGUCUAAACGAAAGAGAAAAGACAAAGAAGGCCAUCACAUUCCAUGGUAUUCGCACUGAUGUGACAGUCGAUAAUCUGGUCAAAUCAGGAGUGCUCAAGGAAGAUGUUGCCAAUCAGCUUGCAGAUGGUCUCAUUACAAAGGACGACGUUCAAAAGCAAGUCAGAAAGUAUCUUGGUGGCAGUAAUGCCAUUGCGGGUUUAUACAUUGAGAAAACUAAAGAAAAGAUGUCUCUGUACGAUGGCAUGAAGAAAAAGUUAAUCAAACUUGGAACGGGGCUUGUAUUGUUAGAAGCACAAGCAGCCAGUGGCUUCAUCAUAGAUCCGGUGAAAGAUCAGAAAUUGUCCGUUGAAGAAGCUGUUCAGAAAGCAGUCGUGGGUAAAGAGUACCAAGAUAAACUUCUAUCUGCAGAGCGCGCAGUGACAGGAUACAAGGAUCCCUUUUCCAAAGAGACAUUGUCCUUGUUUCAGGCGAUGAAAAAAGAAUUAAUAUUAAAAGCCCACGGAAUUCGACUCCUUGAAGCCCAGAUUGCCACAGGAGGCAUCAUCGACCCCCAGGCCAGCCAUAGACUUCCCGUGGAAGCGGCGUACAAGAGAGGACUCUUUGAUGAGGAAAUGAACCAGAUAUUAUCUGACCCCAGCGAUGACACCAAAGGCUUUUUUGAUCCCAACACAGAAGAAAAUCUGACGUACAUGGAACAAAUGCAGCGUUGCAUCAUCGACCCAGACACCGGUCUCACUCUUCUUCCAAUAAAAGAGAAAAAAGGAAAGAAAGCAGAGAAGAAGGUUCCCACCCAGAAAGAAGUUGCCAAGGCCACAGAUGAAGCUCAAAAACUUGCGACUGCACCAGUCCCCAAAGCUGAAAAGCAUGAAGACGUGGAGGCCCUUAAAAAGACGACAGUUAGCAUCCAGCUCGGGAGAUUUGCUGGUAAAAACCCAUCCCUCGAUGAGCUCUUCCAAAGUGGCUUGAUUGCAGAAGAAAAGAAAAACAAGUUGCUGGAAGAUUACAAGUCGGGAAAGAUUAGCAAAGAUCAACUAAUUUUGUACAUAAUUGAAUUCAUUACAACAGCUGAAAGUGAACAGCAGAAGCCAAAACACAAACGUCCUGCUCGGAAUGAAGCUGUUACCGUCGCGGCUCAAGAAAAACAUCCCACAGAAUCCCUGUUGCCAAAUGUCGAAAAUCCAGCGAAACUUGUAAAGACAACAGUUAAUAUUAAUUUUGGAAGGUUUGCUGGCAAAAAUCCUUCACUUGAUGAUAUUUUCCUAAGUGGCUUGAUUGCAGAUGAAAAGAAACAUAAACUUUUGGAGGACUACAAAUUGGGUAAAAUAAGUAAGGAACAACUGAUACUGUAUAUCAUUGAAAUAAUUCAGAAUGCUGAAGAUGUACAAGACAAAGCACUGAAGGCUUCCCAGCAGCCAGUUCUACAGCAAAAAACGACUCCACAAAAAGUGGAGCAUGAAAAACCUGUAACUAUAAUUGCAGAUCAAAGGGUAUUAGAAGACUUAAAAAGCAUGGCUGUUGAACUUCCGUUUGAACAAUUUGCUGGUAAGAAUGCCUCCCUGUUGGACGUGCUAGAUAGUGAUUUGGUAGAGAGUGACAAAAAGCAGCAAUUGAUAGAGGAUUACAAAUUGGGCAAAAUUACCCUGCAAGAGCUUUAUAUUUUAAUCAUAGAAAUUGUGCAGAGGAAGUCAACGCCAGGAAAGAUUAAGGCCAAGACCACUGAGCCUGCCUCUCGACUGAAAUCCCCAAAGCAAGAUCUAUCAAUGAGCUUUGAGAAGACAACAGUUGAACUACCAUUUGGAAUGUUCGCUGGAAAAAAAGCAUCACUCAAAGACAUUUUUGAAAGUGACUUGAUUGAUGCCGACAAGAAAAAUGCAUUGACUGAAGAUUAUAGCUCUGGGAAAAUAACCCUAGAACAGUUGCUGUUCUUUGUGAUUGAGUAUGUGCAAGCUAAAGAGGUAGGCACACAGGAGAUGAAGAAAAAAGGCCUUGAUGUAACCGAAAUUGAUACACCUGUGCAAAAACACACUCCACUUGUCACUAAGACAGUUGUAACAUCCACAAGAAAGGAGGGUGCAUCAGCAGAAACAACGGAACCCUUGAGGCAGACAACAAUCGAUUUGCCUUUUGGAAAAUUUGCUGGGAAAAAUCCCUCACUCCAGGAGAUUUUGGAGAGUGACGUAAUUGAAGAUGACAAGAAGAAACAACUCAUGAAUGACUACACAUCUGGAAAAAUAACCCUUGAACAGCUUCUCUUUUUUAUCAUUGAGAUCAUCCAAGCCAAGGAAGGUGGUAAAGCAGGAGAAAAAGUUUUACUAAAACGUUUGCCUGAGGAAGCGGGCAAACCAGCAUCUUCAUCCGUGACAUCAUUAGUUACCAAAACAGUUGUGACAACAACUAGAAGACAGGAAGGACUAUCUCCAGAACAAGAAGCUUUGGAGAGCCUGGCGAGAACAACAGUGAAAUUGCCAAUUGGGAAGUAUUCUGAUAAAAGUAUGUCACUCCAGGAGAUUUUGGAUGGUGGUGAAAUUGAGGAUGCAAAGAAGAAGGAACUCAUAGACGAUUACAAGAUUGGGAAGAUCACACUGGAGCAGCUGUUGGUCUUAAUCAUUGAAAUUAUCCAGGAAAAAGAACUUGGAGGGACUGGGCACAAAGUGGUUGUGAAGAAAGUCACUGCGGAAAAGCAAACUCCAGAAGAUAAUGGUGAAUCCAGUUCAAGUGCAACUCAAACUGUCAUGAAGAAGAUGGUGGUGACGACAACCAGUAAGGCUGGUUCAUCUCCGGAAGAAGCACUGGAGACCCUUAAGAGAACAACCAUAGAUUUGCCAAUCGGAAAGUUUGCUGGGAAAAAGAUGUCACUUCAGGAGAUCUUAGAUGGUGGAGAGAUUGAUGAGGACAAGAGGAAGGAGCUCAUGGAAGAUUACAAAAAAGGGAAGAUAAAUCUGGAACAGCUGCUUGUUUUCAUCAUUGAGAUUAUUCAGGCCAAAGAAAGUGGCACAGCACAGCCUAAAAUCGUGGUAAAAAAGGUGACAUCAGAACUGUCUGAUUCAGCAGAUGUGGAUGAGCCUACCUCUACAUCAAGAUCAGUGGUCACCAAAACAGUUGUGACAACUAGAAGACAGGAAGGACUAUCUCCAGAACAAGAAGCAUUGGAGAGCCUAUCUAGAACAACGGUGAAAUUGCCAAUUGGGAAGUAUUCUGAUAAAAGUAUGUCACUCCAGGAGAUUUUGGAUGGUGGUGAAAUUGAGGAUGCAAAGAAGAAGGAACUCAUAGACGAUUACAAGAUUGGGAAGAUCACACUGGAGCAGCUGUUGGUCUUAAUUAUUGAAAUUAUCCAGGCAAAAGAACUUGGAGGGACUGGGCACAAAGUGGUUGUGAAGAAAGUCACUGCGGAAAAGCAUUCUCCAGAAGAUAAUGGUGAAUCCAGUUCAAGUGCAACUCAAACUGUCAUGAAGAAGAUGGUGGUGACGACGACCAGUAAGGCUGGUUCAUCUCCGGAAGAAGCACUGGAGACCCUUAAGAGAACAACCAUAGAUUUGCCAAUCGGAAAGUUUGCUGGGAAAAAGAUGUCACUUCAGGAGAUCUUAGAUGGUGGAGAGAUUGAUGAGGACAAGAGGAAGGAGCUCAUGGAAGAUUACAAAAAAGGGAAGAUAAAUCUGGAACAGCUGCUUGUUUUUAUCAUUGAGAUUAUUCAGGCCAAAGAGAGCGGCACAGCACAGCCUAAAAUUGUGGUAAAAAAGGUGACAUCAGAACUGUCUGAUUCAGCAGAUGUGGAUGAGCCUACCUCUACAUCAAGAUCAGUGGUCACCAAAACAGUUGUGACAACUAGAAGACAUGAAGGAUUAUCUCCAGAACAAGAAGCUUUGGAGAGCCUGGCUAGAACAACGGUGAAAUUGCCAAUUGGGAAGUAUUCUGAUAAAAGUAUGUCACUCCAGGAGAUUUUGGAUGGUGGUGAAAUUGAGGAUGCAAAGAAGAAGGAACUCAUAGACGAUUACAAGAUUGGGAAGAUCACACUGGAGCAGCUGUUGGUCUUAAUCAUUGAAAUUAUCCAGGAGAAAGAACUUGGAGGGACUGGGCACAAAGUGGUUGUGAAGAAAGUCACUGCGGAAAAGCAAACUCCAGAAGAUAAUGGUGAAUCCAGUUCGAGUGCCACUCAAACUGUCAUCAAGAAGACGGUGGUGACGACGACCAGUAAGGCUGGUUCAUCUCCUGAGGAAGAUGCAUUAGACACUUUGAAGAGAACAACCAUUGAUUUGCCAAUCGGAAAGUUUGCUGGGAAAAAGAUGUCACUUCAGGAGAUCUUAGAUGGUGGAGAGAUUGAUGAGGACAAGAGGAAGGAGCUCAUGGAAGAUUACAAAAAAGGGAAGAUAAAUCUUGAACAGCUGCUUGUUUUCAUCAUUGAGAUUAUUCAGGCCAAAGAAAGUGGUGCGGCUGGGCCUAAAGUGACAGUGAAGAAAGUAACUAUGGGGUCAACAGGUUCAGCAGAUGUGGAUGAGCCUACCACUGCAUCCAGGACAUCGGUGGUCACCAAAACAGUUGUGACAACUAGAAGACAGGAAGGACUAUCUCCAGAACAAGAAGCUUUGGAGAGCCUGUCUAGAACAACAGUGAAAUUGCCAAUUGGGAAGUAUUCUGAUAAAAGUAUGUCACUCCAGGAGAUUUUGGAUGGUGGUGAAAUUGAGGAUGCAAAAAAGAAGGAACUCAUAGACGAUUACAAGAUUGGGAAGAUCACACUGGAGCAGCUGUUGGUCUUAAUCAUUGAAAUUAUCCAGGCAAAAGAACUUGGAGGGACUGGGCACAAAGUGGUUGUGAAGAAAGUCACUGCGGAAAAGCAUUCUCCAGAAGAUAAUGGUGAAUCCAGUUCAAGUGAGUCACAAACUGUCAUCAAGAAGACGGUGGUGACGACAACCAGAGCAGAUAGUUCAUCCCCAGAAGAUGCAUUAGAGACACUGAAGAGAACAACCAUUGAUUUGCCAAUUGGAAAGUUUGCUGGAAAAAAGAUGUCACUUCAAGAGAUAUUAGAUGGUGGAGAAAUUGACGAUAUGAAAAGGAAGGAACUCAUUGACAACUACAAAUCUGGCAAAAUUACCUUAGAACAGCUGCUUGUUUUGAUGAUUGAGUUUAUUCAAGCUAAAGAAAGCGGCGUGUCUGGGCCUAAAGUAACAGUGAAAAAAGUCACAGCUGAAAAAUCCAGUUCAUCAGAAAUAGUGGACCCUACCUCUCCAUCUCGGGUGACAACAACAACAAGAAAAGAGGGUCUCUCUCCAGAACAAGACGUUUUGGAAAGUCUUUCCAGGACUACCGUUAAGUUACCAGUUGGACGGUUUUCCAAUAAAAGUAUGUCACUCCAGGAUAUUUUAGACAGUGGAGAGAUCGAUGAUGUUAAAAGGCAAGAACUUAUAGAUAAUUACAAAACUGGAAAAAUUACUCUUCAGGAACUUCUGGUUUACAUCAUUGAGAUAAUUCAGGCUAAGGAACUGGGGGAGACUGGGCAUAAAGUUGUGCUUAAGAAGGUAACUGCUGAAAAGUAUACUCCCGAAGAGACUUCCGACCAAAGGUCAACACAAACUGUUGUUAGGAAGACAGUGGUGACAACAACCAGAAAAGAUGAUUCAUCCACAGGGGAAGAUGUUAUGGAGAUGCUGAAGAGAACUACAGUUGAUUUACCUGUCGGAAGAUUUGCUGGGAAAAAGAUGACGAUCAUGGAUAUUUUGGAAAGUGGUUUAUUGGAAACAGAUGAAAAGCAGAAACUCUUGGAUGACUAUAAAUCUGGAAAAAUUGACAUUCAAAACCUACUCAUGGCCAUCUUUGACAUUGUGCAGAAGAAAGAACUGGGGCAAACCGGCCAAAAAAUAUCAUUUAAAACAGUAACCGCUGAAAAACAUGUUUCAGAAACAGCACAAUAUCCACAUUCUGCCAGUGCAGAAGAAAAUAUUGUGCAGAGUCUUCAAAGGACAACAGUAACUUUACCCAUUGGGAAGUUUUCUGGCCAAAAGAUUUCCCUUCUUGAAGUUCUAGACAGUGGGGAAAUUGACGAAGAGAAGAAAAACCAGCUGAUUAACGAUUACAAAUCUGGAAAAAUAAAUCUUGAGCAGCUGUUGCUAAUCAUCAUUGAAAUUAUUCAGACAAAAGAAAGUGAAGGUUCCAAACAUAAGGUUAUGAUCAAGCAAAUGACCCCAGAAUCACUUGCAAUGGGAGAGACAGAAAGUUCAUUAGCUGUGUCAAAACAAACUGUUGUCACGUCAACAGUUGUGCAAACAUCGAGUGUGCAGGGUGCGUCUCCACAGGAGAUUUUUGAACAUCUCAAGAAAACCUCAAUCGAUGUCUCUUUUGGAAGGUUUGCUGGCAAGAAGCCAUCAGUUCAGGACGUUUUGGACAGUGGGUUGAUAGAUCCUGGCAAGAAGCAGCAGCUGAUGAACGAGUUGAGGUCCGGAAAGAUAACAAUUGAGCAACUCCUGAUAAUAAUCAUUGAAAUUAUUCAUAAGAAGGAAGGACAGCAGGUAUCUCGUGAAGAGGUGGCGGUGACGAAAGUGCCAGCAGUUGUGGUCCAAGAAGCUAAGGAGGAGCCCAGUGAUUCCAAGUCUGCCAGAAAAGUUUUAACAGUGGCACAAGUAGAAGCAGACUUAAAGUCAAUUUCAAUUGAGCUACCUUCAAAGACGUUUUCUAACAAAAAGGUAACUGUGCAGGAAUUGUUUGCCAGUGAUGCCAUUGAAGAAAGCAAGAAAAAACAGCUCAUGGAAGAUUACAGAUCAGGCAAAAUCACGCAGCAGCAGCUCAUUAUUUUGAUCAUUGAAAUCAUUACAAGCACAGGAAAGGGAAUUUCAUCGAAGGAGAAGUACGUUUUUUCAGAGGAGCAGGCAACACAAAACUUCAGUAACACUACAGUGGACGUACCAGUGGGGAAGUUUUCUGGUAAAAAGGUUACAAUUCAAGAACUCUUCCAGACCGAUCUCAUUGACAGCGAAAAGAAGAAGCAACUAAUCCAAGAUUACCGAUCGGGCAAAAUAACACUGCAAGUUCUCAUAAUCAUAAUUAUUGAGAUAAUUGAGAGAAGAGAGAAGGAAAUCAAAAAGUCACCAAUCACGUUUAAAGGAUUCAGGCGGCAAGUGACCAUAAGCGAGUUGAUGGACUCCGGACUAAUAAACGAGACGACCGCGAGCAAACUCAACGAUGGCUCUGUGAGCGUGAAUGAAGUAAGUGAAUCGCUUAAAGUGUUCCUGGAGGGCACAAGCAGCAUCGCCGGCGUAUUUGUGGACCGUACCAAGGAGAUACUUUCCAUAUAUGCGGCCAUGAAACGAGGGCUUAUCAGACCUGGCACUGCUUUUGAGCUGCUUGAGGCACAGGCAGCCACGGGAUACAUCAUUGAUCCAGUCAAAAAACAAAAACUACUGGUUGAGGAAGCUAUCAAAUUGGGAGUUGUUGGAGAAGAAUUCAAGGACAAACUUCUCUCUGCCGAGCGUGCAGUCACGGGAUACAAGGAUCCAUACACAGAUCAGAAAAUAUCAAUAUUCCAAGCCAUUAAAAAGCAGAUGAUUGUGAAAAAUCAUGGAAUCCGCCUACUGGAAGCGCAGAUUGCCACGGGAGGAAUCAUUGAUCCGCAUGCGAGUCACAGAAUCCCUGUGGAGCUAGCGUACAAACGAGGCCUGUUCGAUGAAGAAAUGAAUCAAAUCUUGCUCGAUCCAAGUGAUGACACCAAGGGCUUCUUUGACCCCAACACUGAGGAGAAUCUGACGUACAUGGAACUUCUACAACGCUGCUCUAAAGAUUCUUCUGGCCUCUAUCUCCUGAUGCUGAAAGACAAAAAGCCUGAACGCAAGAUGUCGUCCAAGUCGUCCGUACGCAAACGGAAAAUCAUAGUUGUCGACCCAGACACCGGCAAGGAAAUGACAGUGUACGAAGCCUACAUGAAGGGUCUCAUAGACCAGCCUACAUACCUACAGCUAUCGGCUCAAGAAAGCGAGUGGGAAGAGAUCACCAUCACAUCUUCAGAUGGCGUCACUACAUCGCUUCUGGUGGACAGAAAGUCGGGAAGACAGUUCAGUAUCGACGAGUCACUGGCUGAAGGUGUCAUUAACGAACAGACUGUUCAGCUCUACAGAUCAGGAAAAAUGACAAUAUUUGAGCUCGGGGACCAGUUGUCCGGCACGUCAAGUGGCUCCCGUUCACGCUCCUCCUCCUUUGGAGCAUCCUCGGUUCCUGCAAGCCCUCAGGCAGGCUCAAAAGCACCAUCGGUUCCCUGGAGUGACCCCACAGAGGAGACGGUGCCAAUUGGAGGCAUUUUGGAUCUUCAGAAGUUCGAGAAAAUCUCCAUCACUGAAGCCAUUCGCCGCAACCUUGUAGACACCAUCACGGGACAGAGGCUGUUAGAAGCCCAGGCUUGUACGGGUGGGAUCAUCAACCCAGCCACAGGAGGACGGUGCAGCAUCCCGGAAGCUGUAACCCAGGGACUCUUAGAUAAGUACAUGGCUGAUAAGCUGAAUCAAGCCAACAAAGCCUAUAAUGGAUUUGAAGACCUGAGGACCAAGACUAUAUUCCACACCGGCCAAGCCAUGAAGAAAGGCCUCCUGUUCCAGGAAGCAGGAACGCGCAUCUUUGAAGUGCAAUACCUCACCGGCGGCAUCAUCGAUUCGGGGAAACCCGAGCGGAUUCAGCUCGACGAAGCGGUCGAGAAGGGCAUCGUGGACAACUACACCGCCAAGAAGAUCCGCGACGUCAAUUCACACCUCAAAUACCUGGUGUGCCCCAAGACCAAGGCGCGGAUCACGUUCAAAGAUGCCCUGGACCGCUCCAUGACAGACGAGGAGACGGGCGUACGAUUGCUGGAGGCGUCGGGGCUGACGAGCCGUUACAGCGCCAGCACGCCGAGCUCCGGCUUCGGGUCGCGCUCGGGGUCGCGUCCGGGGUCGCGCCGGGGAAGCUUUGACGCCACGGGGACCGGGACGUCGUCCACCUUCCUCUCGCCGUCUUCGUACACCUCCACGAGCUUUAGCCGCCGCUAAGGCCUGACGUCGUCCCGUUUUCGAUUAGUUUUUUCUUUUUUUAAAGGUCCAAGAUGGGGAGUUUAUUCGAGAAAAUGUGGUUAAAGUGGUCAUGGGAGAUGCGAUAUAACUAAUGUGGCUUGUUGUUUUACGCUUACAUUAGCACUGAAUGUCCACGGGUUUGAAACUCUGCUUUGUUAGCUUGCACACCAAAUCGUGUACUUUCGAGUACGGUUGGCCUUUUAAUUUUUUUAAAUUUAAAUUUCAUUUUUAACAAGGUUGAAAUUUUACUCCAUAGAGUAAUCCAAAUAUCAAUGUUGUGGGCAAUUUUUUGAGCAUGUUGCUUCCAGUUAUUUUUUGGAUUACCCUGUUAACUAUUUUCUCUGUUCCAACUUUGUUGUUAUCCAGGCCAGACUACAAAUUUAUAAGUGCUCACACUUUUUUUGGUUUGUUACGUAAGCAAAUAUCACCACUACAAACAGCUGCUUAGGCGAAAUGAGAUUGUAGGUUAUCAUUUUUAUGACUCUAUAUUUACAGAAAUGUGUUGUUGCUUUAGGAGUUGCAUGCUUUUCAGAACCACGAAUAAAUGGUCACUUUCAAUUUAAACGCGAAAUACGGAAACCUUGCGCGAUUUAAAUAACAUCACCUGUGGGCCAUAUGCAUGUAUCCUGGAUUAUGUUUUCUUUCACAAAGUUGGGGGUUUUGUUUUGUAAGUUUUCUUAUGCAUGUUAGAUUAAACGAUGGCAGUCUUUUGAGUAUUUCUGCACAGUGGAAUAGUUAUAGUAUUACAGCAUUGCACACAAAAUUGCUUUUGUAAACUUCCGUGCCUGCAUCUCCUUAACACGUUUAAUUUUGGCUCCUUGGCUAACUUAGUAGUCAUUCGCCAUUAGAAUGUAUUUUUAACAAACUAUAUAUACACUUCAACAGUUACCAAGGCUUGUUGCUGCAUGCAUUACGAAGGCUUGGGCAGUUGUGUUGUUGCUGUAUUUAAACAAAUUAGCCUUGAAGAUCUGACACUGAAUUGUUUAAAACAAAUAGCUGCUGAAAUGUAUUAGAUGUAACAAAAACGGUUUAAAACAGUUGAGAGAUUAGUGGACUAAACCAAAGAAGAGAGUGUUUAGAUUUGUGAGCAUCGGUACAUUGCAAAAGUGCUGUUAUAAGUUUAUAGCGAUUUUAACCUGAAAAUGCUCAUGCUAUGUAGUGUUAAUAAAAUGGAAAGGGUUGUAAA